This is a messenger RNA of Gongylonema pulchrum, 567 nucleotides long. The record is from the annotation of a GenBank genome assembly. NCBI's taxonomy places the organism in Eukaryota, Metazoa, Nematoda, Chromadorea, Rhabditida, Gongylonematidae.
AUGUUAGUCUUCAUUUUCAAGGAGCCGUUUCGAUGGGAUCAGCGUCUCUAUUCGAUUGUCCUACGCCUUAGCGGUGAUACACCGAUUACGAGGAUAGCUCCUGGUGUGAACAUUCCCUCAGACAACAGCCCUAUCGAUGCAAUGUGUGUUGCUACUGGAGGACGCUCCUAUUGCAUCACUUCACAUAAAAUGUUGUCCAGUUGUAUAGAAUCAAUUAUCCAGAAGCUGCAGCAGCAGGGCAUUGUUUUGCAUUUCGAAAAAAUUGGACCCGAUCCUCCGCCAAUUCCUGAUCGAGCAAACGGUCUAGUGGAAAAUUGCAAAAAAAAUGGUGAAUUGAAUUUGGAAAAAUUGUCCGGUGCUGAAAAUUGGCGUAGCAUUACAUGUAGUGUAUAUUCGCGUGCAUCACGUUCCUAUCCUGGCCAUUGGCCAAUCCCAGAAGCGUUCUGGCCUGAUCGAAACAUGACUGGAGUUCUUUGGUUUUCACUCCGGCUCGAGUUACCGCCAAGAACUCAACAGUCGGUGAGAGAUGUGGUGAUCUUUGAUCACCUUAAUUCAAAUGAUCAUUGA